Lingula anatina is the source of this 712-nucleotide messenger RNA. RefSeq lists its product as uncharacterized. Lineage: Eukaryota; Metazoa; Brachiopoda; Lingulata; Lingulida; Lingulidae. The record is from RefSeq and is a predicted model, not a curated record.
ACCAGUGUAGAGAGUCUUUCUCCAUUAUUUUCACUUCGUCAACCACACCUCGGCUCUCGUUAUGAAGAUCUCCCUGUUUGUCGUAGCGUUAUGCCUCUUUGCUGUCCGUGGCGGAGUCGCUGAAGACGACGACGGUGGUGCCGCGGCAGAGAAGACGGGCGGGUUGGAUAGUGUCCAAGCUUUGAAAGAUCUUCUCACGCGUUUAAGCAGCGAUUCUGAUGAAGAAACCUCGGAAGAGGUUGACAAGGAUUGGAGAGAUGAUGAGCUUGAUGACACAAAUGACGGAGCUCGAGGUGAUGAAGGUGACGAAUUUCUCGACGAAGAGGACGAUGUAGAUGACGAAGAAGGGAACUAUGGAGAUGAUGAAGAAGACGACGGCAUAUGGGAAGAGGGUGACGGCGAAUUAGCAGAUCUCUCCGACCCGUCAGUCGAUGUGGACACCCGAAGAGCUUGUAAGAUGGUAUGCCGCAACUACCCAAGAUCCUUCCGAGUUAAAAAACGAUGCGGCAAUCUAUAUACCGCUAAGAAAGGAAGUCUUCAAACUUGUGGACGCCUGCGCCCUAGUUAUUACCGCGGUAGUGUUUUCUACAGAUACUAUGUCAGCAUUGGGAAAUACAAAGCAAAAUGUUUGAAAAACGGUCGCUAUGGGCUCUGUAAAAGCAGGAGUCCAAAGACAUUUUUCAACAUCACGGACUACUAUGUUCUCAUUUAA